This is a messenger RNA of Dentiscutata erythropus, 984 nucleotides long. The record is from the annotation of a GenBank genome assembly. NCBI's taxonomy places the organism in Eukaryota, Fungi, Glomeromycota, Glomeromycetes, Diversisporales, Gigasporaceae.
AUGUCUAAAAGAUUGGUUGGGAUAAUUCUGAUGGUUUUGGUUAAGAAAGAGUACCAUCCAUACAUCAAAGAUAUUCGAGGCGAUAGUGCUGGUGUAGGGUUGAUGGGCAUGAUGGGUAAUAAGGGUGGUGUAGCCAUAAGAUUUCGUUUUCAUGAUUCAUACUUGUGCUUUGUGAAUUGUCAUUUGGCGGCAAAUCCGAAUGGGCUAGAAAGGAGAAAUCAAGAUUACAUGGAAAUAUGUAGACGGCUGACUUUUCCUUAUGACACAAACGAAGGAUACUCCACACUGUAUGGUUGGGUUGGCGAUUAUAUACCUCCUUCCGCUAGGUAUGCAGCAGCCGCUGUUGUUGGAAUGGGAGGGAUGUUUAUUCCGGGCGUAAAUGCGCUAAAUGAUCCGUCCACGGAUAUUGUCGGUGCUGGGGCUGUAAUGUCAAUAUUUGAUAACGAUCAUUUAAUCUGGAUGGGUGAUUUAAAUUAUCGCAUCGAUACUUUGCCAGAAUCAGCGGUCAAAUCACUAUUAGAAAAAGGUGAUAUGGAAUUAUUACUAAACUUCGAUCAGCUUAAUAUACAAAGAAAAAAUAAGCAAGCGUUUUAUGAAUUUGAAGAGGGUGAAAUAACAUUCUCACCGACUUAUAAAUAUGAUUUUGGAACAAAUAUAUUUGAUACCAGUGAAAAGAGAAGAACGCCCUCAUGGACAGAUAGAAUAUUAUGGAGGAGUAAGGAAAACGACUGGUGUAGACAAUUGACGUAUAAGAGCCAUAUGGACAUAAUGUUAAGUGAUCAUAAACCAGUCAGUUCAAUUUUUGAAUUAAAGCUUAAAAUAUGUCCAUCUGAGCCACUUGACAUUCCUGAACAUGAGGAUGAUGAAAUGAUAAUGUAUAACAAUGUGAUUAUACUUAAAGACAAUGGGUGUGAACAGACAAAUAGUAAAUAUAAAUCAUUAUGCCAAAAGAAGCAGAAUAGAUUAGUUUGUCUAGUUAAUUAG